Molecule: messenger RNA, 5902 nt
Organism: Bombyx mori (domestic silkworm)
Lineage: Eukaryota; Metazoa; Arthropoda; Insecta; Lepidoptera; Bombycidae
Product: E3 ubiquitin-protein ligase RNFT2
Exons: 6
Coding region: 142-1545 (467 amino acids)
Biological process (GO): positive regulation of ERAD pathway
Molecular function (GO): ubiquitin protein ligase activity
Source: RefSeq, a predicted model, not a curated record
AGUUGGUAACACAUUUCAAAUGUCACAGUUGUCAGAAAUUGACCUUCGGGCUCGGUUUUUUAAUAAAUAUUUUGGAAUAUUGGAAAUGAUAGAUUUGAUUGCACAGUGAUUUUGCACUCCAGUUAUAAUAGUAAAGUAACCAUGACCCAACAAAAUCAAGUUAACGUCGAUAUCGAGGAAGAAGAAAGCGAUGAGGUGACACCAAGAACCAAUGUGUUGCACAGACUGGAUUCUAGACCUUCGAUUCCUAAUAGAAAUAAUAUAGGGCUUGGUGAUCGACUCAAUAGUGUAUUCAGAGAGAUACGACCGCUGGUUGAAAAUGCUAGAAUGGGAAAUAAUGCCAGAUUAUCAUUACCAACAUGGCUACCAAGAAAUCCACCAGGUACCCACCAGAUAAUAGAAGUUGGACUGCGUAGGCCUCAAAGUUCCAUAGCACACGUGAAUCUUGGACCAAAUGCUCAGACCUUUAUUGUGACUGACAGAGGAACUUCUCCAGCACAGAGAUCACAAUCAACAAGUCACGCAUUGAGUGCAAGUGCAUCAAAUGAUUCCAACUUGUCAGAGCAAGCACCAGAAAAUGCAGAGAUUAAUGUGUCAGUAAAUCCUGCCAAUAAUAAUAAUAUUCACGAUAAUACAGACAAUGACAGUCAGAGUGAAGAUGGAAAUCCACAGAUUGUCGAUGUACGUGGCACACUGAAUCUGUUAAUACGCUAUGCACCAUUCUACUUAAUUCUAUUAAUGAAGUUUAUGUAUGAAAGUAGAGAGGGCAUAUUCACCUUCACAAUACUAUUUUGCACUUUCGUACACAGCAACUGUCUAGUAAGGCGAGAGCAUGCUAAGCAAAUGAACCGAAGCAUCUUGGCUCUGUUUGGAGAGUUGAUGUUCACAUUAUGUCUCAUAGCCAUUGUGUAUCUGUUAUUCGGUCACGGGAAGCUCUUACAGAAUGUUAUUAUGUUCCCUCAGUACACAGAGCUUGGGGUGUGGGAACUAAUAUGGUUGGUUGUACUGACCGAUCUGAUAGUUAAGAUCAUAACUGUGGAUGUGAAGAUUGUUGUGACGAUGAUGCCAGCUUGCUUACUGCCAUUCCAGAAAAGGGGUAAAGUAUAUCUUUUCACUGAAGCUGUCUCCCAACUGUACCGUUGCUUCCUUACGAUACAACCCUGGGUGUUCUACUUGAUGCAGUCAUACGAAGGCUCCGAAAAGAUGGUUGGAAUGUUCCUUACUUCGGUCUACGUUAUCGCCAAGGUGGUAGAAAUACUGACAAAGCUGAGGCUCUUUAAAAAUGCUACUUGGACUCUACUGCAGAGUGUGAACUUAGGCACCAAACCGACCUGCGAACAGCUACUGUCGGCCGGCGACUCCUGCCCGAUAUGCCACGACGACUACACGACCCCGGUGCGGCUGGGCUGCAGCCACAUCUUCUGCGAGCUCUGCAUAUCGGCCUGGCUGGACAGAGAGCAUACCUGCCCAUUGUGCCGCGCCAAAGUGGCCGACGAGCCGACUUGGCGAGACGGCUCCACCACAUACGACUUUCAGCUGUAUUAGUAUUUAUCCCUUAGGUUUUAAAGCUCAUAUUUGUUCGUUAUAGGGAUAAGUGUAAAUGUGUCAAUCUAUCUGUAUUUAUAUCUUUCGUUUAUUGUGAUUAGUUUUUAUUGCUCUUGAUUUAAGGUUGAUUUUUCAAAAAUCAAAUUAUAGUCAGAUAGACGUUAUAAGCUGGCCGAAUAUAAUAGUGUUGUAAUUCUUGAUUAGUUCGUGUUGUAUGAAUAACUCUUAUCUAAUUAUUGACAACAACCUUCGCCCGUUUAAUAGCGACAACAAAGAUUAGAUAGAACCAGUUUGUGAAGAUUGGACUGUAUUUUUUUUUAAUAUUCUUAGCCAGUUUGUCGCUAGUAUUUCUGAUAUGGCACGUUUGUACAAAUAAAAAAAAAAUAUAUAAAAAUAUUUGUGGUUAUCGAACACACUUUUUCUGUAAUAAAAAAUACGAAACAGGAAUACAAGAAUCUAGUAGAAAGAGUUCGCGUUUUAUGUCUGCCAGAUACAUAGAUGUUGAUCAAUGUCAUCCAUAGUUUAAUGUCGAUAAGUGUUAUAAUAUUUUAGUUUUACGGAAAGCUUGAAUCCAUUUCCGUCUGUUUGUUAGCAAGCUUUAAGCUCCCGAGAGGAGAUAAGAUAAAAUUAUUACACACGGUCAAAUCUUGUAGGGCGGUGUCGAUGAUUGAUAUGAAUUUAUUAAAAAUACAAUAAAAAAAUAGCGUUAGAUAGGUGUUGUGAAAAAAGUAGAAAAAUUAAAUCAAGUGUUUUUUAAUUAAAAAUGGUGUAAAUACAAAAGAAGAGUGAAUGUCUUGUUGGCCCAGAAUUGUAUAAACAUUAACUGGAAUUUAAUAUAGUCUAUUUUAUUUUCGAUUAAGGCCGCAUUUUGAAGGCGAAAUGUGAGUGAGAGACGAUUAGAAAGAAAAGCAUGUUUUAUACAAGUUCCAAGGGAAUCUAUCCCGAAGCGAAUGCGGUAAUGUUACAGAAAGUUGACACGAACAUUCGCGCGUCGCACGAGUCCAUGGACGCUGUCAAGUGAUUUUUGUGCAUUGCGUGCUGGACGAGCCGUGUGCUUAGUGCGAGUUUUUUAACGGUCUCGAUAGAGUAAAAGUUAACUCAUAUUUGUAUGGGGUCGGAACGUUUGCCUACGUUUGCCGCUAGGGGCGCUGUUCCAACUGCAUACAAAUUUGAGUUAACUUUUACGCUAUCGAGAACGUUAAAAAAACUCACACUAAGCACACAUGAUCAGAAAAUAAAAAUGGAGAUGGCACUUUUUUUGGCGAAUAUGAUCUCAUCAAGGAUUCUUAAACGCUGCUUUUGACCUUGUUUCGGGAAUGGUCUCGUUUAUUUAUUAUGAAAAGGAAAUAAGGUUGUUUGAAAUUAAAUUAAAUAUUUGAAACGAUGUAGACAGCGGGUGUAACAAAAAGUAGUAUCGUGCGAAUUUUGUUUAUCAAAAAAUACAGUAUCGCCCCUAUAACGCGGUAGAUUGUUUCCGCCUUAUAAGAGACGCGUUGUAAGAGUAUUCUCGCAUAAAGCGCUUGUAUGACCCCAUAUAACGCCAUAUGUACAAAUAUGUUAUAUUUGAUAUAUUUACAAAUAUAACACAUAAUACCAAUGAUUUUACGAUUGAAAAACUAUGAACAUAUAAUAAAUUAGUUUUAUUUUAUUUUAUAAUAACACAAUUGACAAAUUAUGCAAAAGUACGCGAAAUUAAUUAUGAGCUACACAAAUUAUUUUAAAUUUCACAGUACCGAAAUGUAACGUGUGAAAUCCCCGCGUUAUAUGGGAGAAUACCUGUGUUAUACGAGGGACCUUUUUUAUUGCCCUUGUAGACAGUCGAUCAUACGGCCCACCUGUUGGUGAGUGGUAAUCGUCGCCGAUGGAAUUGAGCUAUGUCAGGGGCAGAGCCAAGCUGCUGUCUUCCGAUUGAAAUCGCGUAAUAUGAAAAUGCGUUAUAAGAGUACCGUGUUAUAGGGGGAUUACUGUAUUUAGAAGAUCAAAAAAGUAUUAACGAGUACUAUAUAUACAAUUGAUUAUAGUAAUUAAUAAUGUAUGUGCGAUUUUCAAUUAUUAAAAGCGACUUAUUCAAAUUUCAUAACGUCGCAUACCCCACGUGACUGGGAUGAUACCAACAUUACCACAAUCUAAUAUUCGGAUAGAUUAGUUAGUGAAUAUAUAAAUUUCAAUAUUAUUAUGUUGCAUAUUAUAUUUAGGUUACAAGGGGUAGAAAAAACUUCGUAAAUAAUUAAAAUUCAAUGUCUAACACCGGUCACUCACAUGCGCACGAAUACGCAAACCCGCAAGUGUAGGACGACAUUUGCAAAUGAUUAUGCAAAGUUUUCGCUGCAUUCGUGGUUUUCCAAGCUGUGUCGGUUUUUUAACAGACAUCAAAGCGUGCGAACCUCGAACCUUCGCGUAGUCUCCCACACAUUCGCUUGCCCAGUUGCGCCGACGAUUGCGAAGGUAACGUACGUAUCGCCAUUUUCAUAGUUCGUGACGUCUACUGUGUAGCGUAUUUUCAUCAAAAGAAAUCCCAUAAAAACAGCAUGGCUGUUAAUGAUGUCUGGGAAAGAAUUCAAAACUCUUUUUCUCUUCAAUGUUCUAUUGACGAAUUAAAAAAGGGGAGAAAUUCGUGAGACAUUCGCAAACAAGUGUGGGAGGAAGCGCAAACAGGUUCGCAAAUUAAGUACCGAACCCAUUUGCACAGCCGCUAGGUUUGCGAAUGAAUGUUUGACGGCCCUUCAGUGACCGGCAUAAAAAAUAUAGGUAUGUAUCCAUUUAGGACAGUUAUGUAGUUAAGAUUUUCUCCUUUUGUCUAUGGUACUAUUAUAAUACAUUACAUAGAAUUUAGCAGUUUAAUUAUUAUAAAGGCAGCCUUGAAUGAAUAUUGCCUAGAAUUGCCGAAAAUUUCAUGCCAACACCUAAACAUGCAUGACCCGAAUGAUGGUAUGCCUCUUAUAGUUAAAAUUAUGUAAUUACAAUUAUUCCAAUUUAAAUUAAUCUACAGUAGUUUGAUAGUAAACAUGCCGUUUCUUCAUAAAAUCGUGUAUUAUACAGAUAAUAAUUAAAUGUUAAAGUAGGUAUAAUAAAAAUCUUCAUAGCGGAUAAUGUGUCUCCAUGAAAUAAAAUAAAUAUAAAAGUAGUUAGAUCUCUCUUUAAGUAACGUUAUUAGCCUGUUUACAUUUGCUGAUAGUAUAUGACAUCUAUGUUGCUCUCUUUUUUAAAUAUUAAAAGCAUUUAGGUGGUUUUUUCAAUGAACAUGAAAUAUCUGGUAGUAGUAAGGUAAUUUUAUUGAAGCUCUCAAACCACAGUCUAACAUGCAUUUUAUGUAUCGCUGUUAUAUAUUAUGUAUAAACUAUUAGUUACAAGUAUAUUGUGAUAUAACCGUUUUAAAAUGAAUUAUGCAAAAAUAAUGUUUUGAUUUAUUUUUUUUCUAAUCAUGUUUUAUUUUUAUUCUUACGUUAUACAAAGAUUAGAUUAAUAGUUUUAUUAAAUUUUAUUGUACAGUUAUAUUUUUAAUAAGUUUAGAGUGUGUGAGAAUGUCGGGUUUUUAGCUGGAACUUUUGUUUAUUUAAUAUGGGGUUUCGCUAAAAAAAUGUACCUAUAUAAUUUGUUGAUACACAACUUAGAAAAUGUCUUUUUGAUGCCUUCGUCGGAAGUCUGGUUACGAAUUAUCUUAUUAACCUCAUAAGCUCACCGAAUAGCGCUGAUUUUUCUACUCUAAUUUGGCACCAUAUUAGACUACCAUGGGAGAACUUUUUAGUCUCCUUUGGUAAAAAAUUGUUUUUAGUAGUACAAAUAUAUCCAGUUGUCAAUAGUGUGAGUGGAAAUUGAUAAUUAACUAAUUUUUUUUUCAUAAAACACGCGCGUAUAAGACGAAAUAAUUUGUGAUUUGUUAAAUUUAACAAUAAUAAAUAGAACUUCGGUACAACUUAAAUGAUUGAUCGCUAAGAUAACAUCAAUUAUAUAUACAGCAAUUAUCUUAUGUAACAUAAUAUUUGUUUAUAUUUUAUUUAUGUAGAAAAGCCAUUGAUUGUGUUAACUAAACUUGUAUGUUAAACGUUGUUAGAAUAAACAUUCCAAUUUAAAAUACAUUGACAUUAAAUUAGAAAAAAAUAUUUAUUAAUCGUCUCACAAUAUAAAACUUAGUGUUGCAUGUUUUAAAAAAAUCUCGAUGUCAGUGUAGCCAUUAUAAAAAUAAAUUAAUUUUGUCUUAAAAUGUAACAAAUUUAAUAUAAAUUGUCAGCGAGGUCUGGAAAAUGAUGUUGGUUCGAAAUUAUAUUUUUGAAAAUUCGGAAGUGCCUACAACUGCCAACGUAUGUAGGUAGGUGUGAAUGUAGCAUUUGAUGACUUAUUAAAAUGUUUAAGGGUAAAA